This is a messenger RNA of Acipenser ruthenus (sterlet), 1153 nucleotides long. RefSeq lists its product as uncharacterized. The transcript has 11 exons. Bases 104 to 1153 code for a protein of 349 amino acids. NCBI's taxonomy places the organism in Eukaryota, Metazoa, Chordata, Actinopteri, Acipenseriformes, Acipenseridae. The record is from RefSeq and is a predicted model, not a curated record.
UGGGCUCUAAGGAACACCAAACUUAACUACUGACGGGUUUGUUUUUAUUAUUGGUUCUUUAUAACGGUGAAAGAAGUUCACGGUUGGGGCUGCCUUGGAUUUAAUGAUGCCGUGUUGUCUUAGAUUUGGAAUAACAUUGCUGUUAGCAGUGUUAGUCACUGAAGUUUGGACGCAGAACCCGCCUCUAGGCUCGGUGAGGACAGAAUGUCAAGGGAGUGUUAUGAUGAUGAUGUUGGAUAAGUCUUUUGUUGGAAAGUAUUUUCGUAUCAAUGUGAUUGACAAUAAGGGGGCGCUUGUGUCCCUCUCUCCAAGACUGGCCGCACAGUGUGGAUAUAGCUUAACCGUUGACUUCUUGGGAAAUGCCAAGUUCCUUGCUUCUGUGGUGAGCUGCUUUGCUCAGAACACAAAUGAUGAGACCUACAAGCUGACAGUACAAAUCAGUGUCUUCUCAAACAGUGCAAUGACUUCAGCUUCCUCCUAUGUUCAGAGCAUGACAUGCCGCUAUUCUCCAUGGGCAGAGAGGGAGAUUCUGUGUGAAAGAAACUACAUGGAGGUUUCUGUGAGAAGAGGGGUGCCACUUAUUGAGCCAAACUUUGUUCAAGAUGAUCCUGAUUGGUCCCUUGCAUACCCUGAGGCAACUGCUGCUGACAACAGCAUCUGGAAAAUUGUGUUCCAUCUCCCAGCAAAUAGAAAGACAACCAUGACUGUUGCUCAGGCCAUGACAAAUGGCUAUGGCAUAAACACUACACCAACUCGAAUUCUGGUUAGAGCUGCAUACAACUCCACAGAAAGCCAGCCUCAGGUGAUCCAAACUGUACCAAUGGCUGUGCUAAGAUCAACCACCUUUUAUAAGCAAAGAUGGAUGGUCAUGAUGGUGGACACUGCAGUUACAUGUCCUACUGAUGGAACAGCCUUCACAGAACAGAUGAUUACAUGGAAUGUUCCCCGUGUUCUACCUCCCCUUGUUCCGACGCCACAAAUUACUACCCUUGAUGUUCAAAUGGGAGUUGAUGGCCGCAAGCUUGACCCUGCAACGAUUCAUAAUAGAGAUUAUAAACUGGAUGUCGGUCCCCAGCUAAUCACUGUAAAAAUUCCUGUGGGAGCUGAUGGUGGAUAUUACAAGAGCCAUGUAGUGGACAACACCUACAUUUGA